UCAAAUCUGAGGCUAAGACCUCAACUUUGCUUUGGGAUUUGGUUUAUGUGUGUUAGAAAAAAUGAGAUCCGUUGAAGAUAAAACUUGCUAUAGCCUCGGACCAGCUAAUGAAAUUUCAAGCAGCAAUGGCGGUGCCAUAAGUUUUGAGUUUCAUCGUCCCGCCUUGGGGAAGCAACCGACGACGCCUUCGAAAUGGGACGAUGCGCAGAAAUGGCUAGUGGGGCUGUCGAGGAGUCGAGACAAAAAGGCGCAAUCCAAAGCCAAGCCUCGGGACUCAAACGCCGAUGAUACAAGGCUCAUAGCUCCUUGCCCGCAACAGGAACAAAAUUAUCCGAGCAGUGAGGAUGAAACACAAAGGGUUGGUCUUAAUUUGGCUAUUUGGAACUCGGUUUCGGGUGUUCGAUCGAUAUGCGUGAGAGAUAUGGGGACCGAGAUGACCCCUAUUGCAAGCCAAGAGCCGUCGAGAACUACAACACCGUUAAGAGCCACCACUCCUACUGCAACGAGUCCUAUUUCUUCAGGAUCUUCGACCCCGCUCAGGUGCCAACAAGGAAAUCGAGCUGCCUCGGGAAUUAAUGUUGCUGCUGAGGGAAAUGGUUCGAACAGACUCGAUGGACAAGAAUCAGGUCAAGCUAGUAAGCAGAGUAGUUUGGAAUCUCGAGCUAUGGCUUGGGAUGAAGCUGAACGUGCCAAAUAUAUGGCAAGGUAUAAGCGUGAAGAAGUGAAGAUACAGGCAUGGGAAAAUCAUGAAAAGAGGAAAGCUGAAUUGGAAAUGAAGAAAAUAGAGGUGAAAGCGGAGAGAUUGAGAGCUCGGGCAAAAGAAAGGUGCGCAAACAAACUAGCAGCCACAAGGAGAGUAGCUGAAGAGAAACUUGCAAAUGCAGAAUCAAAGCUAAACGAGAAAGCUAUAAGGACUUCACAGAGGGCGGAUUACAUAAGGAGAACUGGUCAUUUUCCUUCUUCAUUCUCCUUCAAGUUGCCUUCCCUUUGCUGGUAGUAACUCUGCAGAUUCCCAAAGUUCAAUGCCAAAUCUGCAUUCAAUCCUUCUUCUACCUACAUAUGUAUGUAUGCAUGCAUGUAUGUACCUUUGGAUUUAUAUGGAUGUGAUUUACUGCAGAAAAAAAAUUGC
Molecule: messenger RNA, 1129 nt
Organism: Hibiscus syriacus
Lineage: Eukaryota; Viridiplantae; Streptophyta; Magnoliopsida; Malvales; Malvaceae
Product: remorin 4.1-like
Exons: 3
Coding region: 62-997 (311 amino acids)
Source: RefSeq, a predicted model, not a curated record